AAGUAGUUAAUCCUAUAAUCUGCAAUAAAAACAUAGUCUUGAGACGGAAGGACAAAGAAAAUUUUGGUUUUCAUUUGAUAAUGGUGAAGAAAUCAUGGGUUUGUACACUUGUCACUCAAGUUUCUCUAUGUUUAUCUCUUUACCUUGUUCUCAACUUGUGUCAAAAUCAGAAGCCAAUUUUAAGGAAUGGAAAUGAGAAUAUUCCUAUGGAUAUAUAUUUCAUCAGUGUUACAGGAGGUGUUAGGCCUUUUGAAGAACAGACCCUUCUUCUCAAGCAGGUGCAGAAGGUAGCAAAGAAGUUCAAUGCAAGAUUUGUUAUCAACGUAAGCGAACUUGGGGAAGAUGACCCACUCGUGCAAAAUGCUACUCGGCAUUUUCCUUCUACGAAGAUUCCAUGGUACUCUACGCGAGGUCUCAAAGGACGAGGGGUGAAACACUACCUUGAGCAAUUCAAGUUUGCUCAUGGAAGCUUAGAUAUUAUAGUUGUGGAUACAGGAUUAUAUGAGGAUGCUUCAAAUGGCGCUGGAGAUAGGCAAUCAGAAUGGCUGAUCGACACACUUAAAAAUAGUGAAAGCAAAUGGUGCAUUGCUGUCGGACUUCAUCCAUUGGUAGCCUGUGAAGACGAUGCUACUCAAACAGAGCUAAAACACGAAUUACAGUCUUUACAUGGCGUAUUUCUGAAGUACGGCGUAGAUGCAUAUAUAAGUGGACAGGCUUGUGAUGAAAAUGUUGAGAAAAGACUUAUUGCAAAAUCCAAAACUGGAACUGUCAGAUAUAGAGGACCUUUGCUUACUAAAGUGAAUCAGAACUUGCCCUACUCUAUGCAAAAUGUAAAUGGAUUCCUCCUUCACAAAGUCAGUGCUCUAGAGAUUGUAUCCUACUUAGUCACAUUGGAAGGUGAUGUUGCGCAGAAAAUUUUUCUCCAUCAAAGAGGCAAAGAGAUUAUGUAGAUAUACCGCAAACGUUGAUGUUUGUAUCUGUUAUUGUUGUGAGAAGGAAUGAAUAGAGAUCCAAUCAGUUAUUGGUGAUGAAUCCGACUUUUCCCCCCUUUUUCGGAGUAACGGAAGAAAGAGAAGGGACGGAAAAAAUGUAAAUUCAACAUUCGUGCUCAAGUUCGAAUUAACUGAAUAUUCACCAUUUUGUGUCCACAGUUGGGAGGUUCAAUAAAAGGCAAAAGUUUUGGUAUAGGGUGUGUUUUAGUUGGUCAGUUUGCUUUCACCCUUUUUGGUUUGCCUUUGUUGAAAUUAGCUUUUUUUUGCAAUUAUAUAUUGUCAAAUCUUUAAGGUGUUCUGCUGAUGUUCAUUUUGAAUGUAACUUGAUCCUUUCCUAUUUUC
Messenger RNA from Nicotiana tabacum (common tobacco), 1334 nucleotides. RefSeq lists its product as uncharacterized. Lineage: Eukaryota; Viridiplantae; Streptophyta; Magnoliopsida; Solanales; Solanaceae. The record is from RefSeq and is a predicted model, not a curated record.